AUGGCGAAGAAUGACGUCACCAGAAAAGAGCUACUCGAGCGAUGGGGCGUCAUCGAGCAGGAAGACGACGGCAACGACGCCGUUUCGAAUUUCCACCCCGUCAAGCGCCGCCGCCUCCGCCAGCUGAAAGAGCGGUGGUUUUCGGACGCCUUCAGCUUCCUGAUAUAUCUACCGAAAGAAACCCACGUUUGGUGCGGCUAUUGGGACCUCAUGGGACCUCUAUUGGAGACAUUCUACAACUAUUUCAAGGACGAAGGCCGCGAUUCUCCUCUCAAGCUAUUGUGGAGUAGAAUUUCAGAGGAGAUGAGGAGCUGCACUCUGUGCAUUCACCAGCACCACCAGGCGCAGGAGAUGUAUGCGUCGGAGUACGAGCAGAGCUGUAUUAGUCCUCUGCUGGAUGUGCUGCGCGUGCUCGAUGAAGAACGGAUAAGCUUGCACCUCGUGGAUCUUAAUGCUAGGAUAGUGACAGGGGAGUACGAUACAGAUCGUGAUUAUGGUGAAGUUGUUAGUGUUAUGUUUGAGGUAUUGACGUUUCCCAUCCUGUUGGAUGACCUCUCCUUGGCCACGGAGUUUCAAAUUUUUAUUGAAGCAGUUGAUAAUUCUCAUGAAUUGACAUUAGAUGGACAUCAACAAUACCCGGGAGUUUAUGCGCUGCUCUUUCUCAAAAGCAGAAGAGUUCGAUCUAUUGGUCUUCGCUUGGCUGGACAUAUCGGUAAACUGAGGAGAUCAUCAGAUUUGGAACCAUUGCAGCAUUUACUUAAGAAAUGCAUUUGCAUAUUAGAAACAGAGGGCGUGCAGGUAGCUGCUGAGACAUCAAGGCCGAGGGUACAACUGGAUCGAAUAACUGUAUGGCUUGGAAUGAAAGCACUGGUUGGGUUCUUAGAGCCUCCAGCAUUUGAGGAAGGGAUUUUAGAUCGGUAUCCCAUUUUCCUUAGUAUUGUGCUCAACCAUAUUAGUGAUGAUUCACUCGAGUUUUCUCAUGCGGUUAACUGCCUGAGACUACUGUUUGAGAAGCUUGGAUGUAAACUAUGGUUGAGGGCUACAUUGUCUCCUAGUGUUAUGAGAAAUACACUUCUGGGGCAGUGUUUUCAUACUCGAAAUGAAAAAAGCCAUAAAGAAAUUUUUGAUCUUUUCCAGCCUUUUCUGCAGUCUCUUGAAGCUCUUCAAGAUGGAGAACACGAAAAACAAAGAAGGCAUUUCUUAUACUUCCUCCUGCAUCAAGUGCCUGUGAGCAGUAAUUUUAGCACCUUGAUGAGGAAAAAGGCUUGUCAGAUUGCCCUUCUUAUUGUUCUCCGAGGUUACAUGAUGGAUCCACCGUGCCCACCUUCUGAAUGUGCACAUAUGUGGGGCCCAUCUUUGGUGUCUUCCUUGAAGGAUUCAUCACUGCACACUUCUCUUCGUCAACCUGCAAUAGAUCUUAUUCAAACUAUUAUAGUUUCUGAUGCUUGUGCGUUCAUCUCCGUCAUUUUGAACGGUCAGUUGCAUCCAAGUGAUAAACCUGUCAGACCCACUAAUUGUGAUGUGGAUGACGAUGAAGAGAUUCUGUCUGGAUUUCACAUUGAAAAGAAGGAUGAUAGUUGCUGGAACGAGUUCAUGCUGCAGCAUAAAAUAAUCUCACAAGUUGAUGGGAGUUGGAUGUGCGUACCCAUGUUAUGGUUUGAUGUUUUGGUGGAUACUGAUCCAUUGGUUCUUCCAGUAUCCUUCUCCAAAGCCACUUUUUGGGCGUUAUCUAGGUUUUCCCUGAUUGAGCCUGAAAAUAGCUCAGAAAUGACUCUUUCUGUUAGAAAUUGGUUGGCAACCUGUGCUUCAGAAGUUUCUUAUCUUUUCGGGUGGAAAGUUCCCUCUGGUUCCGAUGAUGGUGGAGAUGGAACAGAGUCGAGGAACUCUAUUAGAAUUUCAACUAUGUGCCUGCCUUUAGUUAGAACAUUUAAGAGGUUAACUGCUCAUUACAUUAUUAGAAUGGAGCAAGGAGAGCUUAGGAAGCAGUGGAUUUGGGAACCGAUGAUGAGCAACAGUUUGAUUCUCUUUCUUGUGGAUCCUAAUGAUAAUACCAGGCAAGUGGGUAAAAUAAUCCUUGAACAAAUUUCAAACCGGCGUGGCCUUACUUCUGGUCUGCAAUUCCUUUGCUCAAUUCCAUCUUCGUUGUUUGCUGUUCUUCUAGGAUUGACACACGCCUUGAAAUUGGUUCAGUUGGAUUCUGUGCUGUCAAACUUUCAGACUUUACAUCAUCUCUUCUUCAUCCUGUGCAAAUUGCUCAAAGAAGGGAAUUCAUCUUCUCAGACGAUGCAAAAAUCAUCAGGUGUUACUGAGGCUUCUAGAUUCUCUGAGCAAGGGGGAUUUCUAGUGCAACCUAUACUUGAUUCUUCACACACUGAUGGUGAUACACAUUUUUCAAUUGUUACCUCUGAAACAUGGAAGAAGUUUAGCUGCUUACUCUCACAAGUUGCAUGGCGUUCAAUAUUGAAAUGCCUCGAUGGAGGCAAGCCAUUCACGGAUUACUCAGUAUCUCAGAUGACGUGUAUCCGUUUGCUUGAAGUUAUGCCUAUUGUUUUUGAAAAGCUUCCCGAUAAUUCUGUUACGAUGUUGAAAGCUUAUGACAGCUUGAAGUGGCUUCAUGAUUUGGCUGAUUGGGGGAAGUCAUCACUUGCUGUUGUGAAUAGAUAUUGGAGACUUACACUGACUUAUUUGCUUGGUCAAUUUAGAGCAUCCUGCAGUAACAAAUCUGCUUCAGCAAUUAGAGAUAUUGAGAAACUUGUUUCACAUGAAAAGGUUUCUAUGGAUGAACUGAGCAAGCAAGUAGCACGGCUUUCUGUUUCAUUAAUAGAUGAGAAUUCCGCACUGAAUAAAAGCCACCCUUCGGAAGAAUCUGAAAUUUUAGUAGUAGAUGCAGCAGAAAGGAUACGUUCUGAAGCAUUGGCAGACUUGGAUGGAGGCCAGGUCAUAAUUCUUUCUGAUGAUGAGAAUGAAACAGAGGUUUCUACCAGUAUGGGGUUCUCUAACAGGCAGUCAAUCGCAAGUGCAUAUGAUGAUAACCAUGUUGAUGCAAGAUAUGCUGGGGAGUUAGAAGCUGACCCGAAGGAAAAAGAAUCUGGAAACCAUUAUACUGGUCAUUUUCUUGAGAAAGUGGGCUCAGAUACUAAUACAAGCAUACAAACGAUUCAGUCUCCUGUUCAAGCCAAGCCAUCAGAGAGCAGGAGAGAGGAAUUUGGUUUUGUUAAAAAACACUGUGUAGCCGAUUCCUUCCUGUUGAAAGACAAUUCAAAUUUGACGAAGAUAUCUGAUCGAACUGUCAGUUCAAAACAAAUACCUUCUCAUCAGUAUUCCAGUAGCAAGACCUUCGAUACAACUGUAACUCCCUCAAGCAAUGUUAGGAAGGUUGCAGAUAAAUCCUUAAAAACGAGAGAUGAAGUCUUAAAAGAGAUAGUCAGUGAUACUGAUGGUGAGGCGUGGAACUUUGCAUUUUUCAAACCACCAAGACGUCCGCAGACACUUAUUACAAAGCCAAACACUUCUGGUCCUAAACGACAAGUUAUCCAGCUUAGCCUACCAUUGGGGAACAGACCUGGUUCCAUGAGGAUGGGUGAUAAAGUGAAAAGAUUUCAGCCCCCCAGGCUCGAUGACUGGUACAGGCCCAUCCUAGAGUUGGAUUUCUUUGUGGCAGUUGGAUUAGCUUCUGGAGAUGGUAAGGAGAACCAAAAUGUUGGCAAAUUGAAGGAAGUCCCUGUGUGUUUCCCGUCACCUGAUGGGUAUGUUGAAAUCUUCAGACCGUUGAUUUUGGAAGAAUUCAAAGCCCAAUUACAGAGUUCUUACCAGGAGAUGGCUUCAUCAGAAGAAAUGUGCUUUGGAAGUUUAUCUGUGCUGUCAGUUGAGAGAAUUGAUGAGUUCCAUGUUGUUCGCUUUGUACAUGAUGAAAGUGGGUCCACUGCAUCUAAAAGUUUGUUGGAAAAUGAUCUUAUAUUGCUAACCAAACAACCUUUGAGGAAUUCCGUCGUUGAUGUUCAUACUGUUGGAAAGGUUGAGAGGCGUGAAAAAGACAAUAAGAAAAGAUUAAAUAUCUUGGCGGUGAGACUGUAUCUUCAAGGAUGUUCUCGUCUCGAUCGAGCUAGAAAAUUUCUCACUGAAAGAAGCAAGUGGUAUGUUAGUCGUAUUAUGAGCAUUACCCCUCAACUUCGGGAAUUCCAGGCGUUGUCAUCGAUAAAGGAAAUCCCAUUGCUCCCAAUCAUCUUGAAUCCUGCCAAUCAUGCUUGUGGUGAAUCAAAAGUCGGAAAUCUUAGUAAACUUUCUCAAUCACUGCAGCAGAUUUUUAGGACGUCAUAUAACGACAGUCAGCUGCAGGCUAUUAGUCUUUCUAUUGGUCCUUUUGACUUGAAGAAGGAUUUCGAGUUGAACCUCAUUCAGGGACCUCCAGGAACUGGGAAAACUCGUACAAUUGUUGCUAUGGUUAGUGGUUUGCUUGCUUUCUCCCAAAUGGACUCCAGAAGAGUACGCAAUUAUGAAUCAAUGCCCACCAGUAGUAGUUCUAGGACUAACCAAAAGGUUAGUCAGUCUGCUGCGAUUGCAAGGGCUUGGCAGGAUGCAGCAUUGGCUAGACAAUUGAAUGAAGAUGUAAAAAAUAAUAUGUCUACCGGAAGCUGCAGCAGAGGCCGAAUUCUCAUUUGUGCUCAAUCCAAUGCUGCAGUUGAUGAGCUAGUUGCAAGAAUUUCCAGUGAAGGUCUUUAUGGAUGUGAUGGACAGAUGUUCAAGCCAUAUCUUGUGAGGGUUGGCAAUCCAAAAACUGUUCAUUUAACUUCUCUCCCAUAUUUCAUUGAUACACUCGUUGAAAAUCGUCUUGCGGAAGAAAAGAAGAACGCGGGCGAUGAAAAUAGUGCAGACUCUUUAACCAUAAUCCGUUCUAAUCUAGAGAAGUUAGUUGACCGCAUACGAUACUACGAAGCCAAGAGGGCUAGCUUGGAGGAAGGGAAUUCUGACUCUAAAAUUCUAGUGGAAGGAGAUGGUGGAGAUGCCAAGGUAUUGUCUGAUGCUGAUCUAAAAGUGAAGCUAAGGCAGUUGUAUGAAAAGAAGAAAGCAACAUAUGCAGAUCUUGCCAGUGUUCAGGCAAGGGAGAAGAAAGCCAAUGAAGAAAUGAGAGCCCUAAGACAUAAACUUAGAACUGCCAUCUUAAAGGAGGCUGAAAUUGUGGUGACUACACUAAGUGGUUGUGGUGGAGAUGUAUAUACAGUGUGCUCUGAGCAUACAUCAGGCCAUAAAUUCAUUAACGUAUCUGAAAAUGCUCUGUUCGAUGCUCUUGUGAUUGAUGAAGCAGCUCAAGCCCUAGAACCCGCCACUCUUAUUCCAUUUCAGCUCCUAAAAUCGAGGGGAUCCAAAUGUGUCAUGGUUGGUGAUCCGAAGCAGCUUCCUGCCACAGUCCUCUCAAAUGUUGCUAGCAAAUACUUGUUUCAGUGCAGCAUGUUUGAAAGAUUCCAAAGAGCAGGUCAUCCCGUAAUCAUGCUCACUGAACAGUAUAGAAUGCAUCCGGAGAUAUGCCGAUUUCCUUCUUCCCAUUUUUAUGAGGGCAAAUUGCUGAAUGGAAAACACAUGACUGGGAAAACUGCAUCUUUCCACGAGACGUGGUGCCUUGGCCCGUACGUUUUUUUCGAUAUUACAGAUGGGCAGGAGCUUCGUGGAAAGAAUGCAGCGUCAUUAUCUCUGUACAAUGAGUCUGAGGCGGAUGCUGCCGUUGAGCUGUUACGAUAUUUUAAGAAGAGUCAUCCAUCGGAGUUUUACGGAGGAAGAAUUGGCGUCAUAACUCCUUACAAACGUCAACUAUCCCUGCUACGUUCACGGUUCUCAAGUGCAUUUGGAUCCUCUAUGGCAGAUGAUAUGGAAUUUAAUACUGUUGAUGGCUUUCAAGGCCGUGAAGUUGACAUUCUGAUCCUUUCUACUGUUAGAGCAUCAGGUUCGGGCUCUGAAACACCUGGCUAUAGCAACCUUGGGUUCGUCUCUGAUGUCAGACGGAUGAAUGUUGCUUUGACUCGGGCCAGAAUCUCUCUGUGGGUCUUUGGUAACGCGAAAACACUGCAGGCUAACCGGAGCUGGGCAGCCCUCGUGGAUGAUGCAAAACAGAGGAACUUGAUUAUAUCUGGGAGAAAGCCAUACAGUUCCAUCUGCAAAUGUGGACCUGGAGGCAGAAGGGAUGAACCCACUUUCAAAUCCGGGAAUACGCAGAAGAAGAUCACGAAGCAUGCUUCUGAAAGAACGAGGCAAUCCACUGAGACAACCGUAUCGGAGAGUGCCCGUACAGAUGCCGGUAAAGACGAUAACAAACGAGCUACUGAAGGGACAAAUAUCUCACAGGCAAAGGAGUUAGUUUCUGCUUCGGCUUCAGAUAGCAGGAAAAACAUACUGAAGGGCGCAACCCUAAAGUUGGACGAAAACCGAGAGAAAACUGCAAAAAGUUAUGCGGGCAAUAGUGAAGAAAAACCAUCUACCAUGGAAAAAGGUUGUGAUGAUAAUAGGAGACACUCGGCUAAUUACAUAGGAAAGGCGAAGAGUAAAAGCCAGAAACACCAGAGUCCUGUAUGUGAUGACACAAGAUUGAAACCCAAUAAGCAUGACAAGCCACCUGGGGCAAGGACCGCCACAUCAUCCUCCGAGAGAAGUAUCAAGGAGAAGCGCGAAAGAGGAGAUUCUAAUGAAGUUGAUUUACGUAAAGACUCUAUCAUGAAAAGGAAGCAGCAACGAGAAGCCAUUGAUGCUCUCCUGCCAUCGGCUCUUAUAUCUUCAAGGAAAUCCGAAUCUUUGGCAAAAUCAACUGUGAAGAGGACUCGUCCGGCAACAGAUCCUGGUGCUCAGCCAGUCAGACCCCCGAAAAGAAGAAGUGGUCAUGACUCAUCCGUCUCUUAG
Molecule: messenger RNA, 6882 nt
Organism: Striga hermonthica
Lineage: Eukaryota; Viridiplantae; Streptophyta; Magnoliopsida; Lamiales; Orobanchaceae
Source: the annotation of a GenBank genome assembly